UCUAUACUAUUUAGAUUCAGGCUAAUAGAGGCUCGCCCUUGCCACGGUGGCUCAGAAGAGGUGACUUUUCGAAAGGGGACUUGACUCACCUGGGAGGAUUACUUUCUGGACCAAGGCCAGUCCAUAGCUACAAGGGGGCCGCCAGCAGCAGGCCAAAGCAACUGGUUUCCAAGCGCGGGAGAGAGGCGGAAACCAAAUGGCCAGAGGGCUUGCGUCCCUGCGAUACCUGGCCGCUUUAUUCCUUCUUCUUAUAGGCACGACACAGGCGCAGCCGGUCACGACUUCGGGGCAAUAUGGCAGCAGCUUUCCAGGGGCUUGUCCUCUCAGCAAGCUUACCGACGUCAUCAUCACAAUAGUGGCAACACUGCCCGAGUCCACAACAGGACCUCUCCCAAUAGCAUUCUCUCCGGCCUUGAACUACGCUUUCGGGAACCCCGUGGCCGGCUUCCAGACAAGCCCGUCAUGGACGCAGUUCCUCAACACCACAGCUCCAUUCUUCUCGCCCGGAAGUGUGACAACAUUGCCGUCGGGUGUUGCAGCAGCCUCAGCUGGCUUGAAGUUUUUCGGGGAGUGCAAGCAAAACCUGCUGACGCUGCAGGCGACGUGCAGCUUUGUCUUUGACUACAGCACUCGCAGGCUGCUGGACCUCCUGAGCAAGGCCUCCCCUGCCGGAGGCAUCCCACUGGGUGGCACCGUCACCUUCCAAUUCUGCACACUCGGCCUCGGCAACUCACAGGUGAGCAGCCCGACGUGCUUCGAGUCGCGCGGCGGAGCGCCCAAGCCGGUGAUCGUGAAGAUCAGCAGCAAGGAGCCCGCGGACGUCAUCCCCCAGAUCGGCUUCAACGCCUGCUACAAGGACGUUGUGGGAUCCCCCGACAAGUGCCUCGCCUUCGCUAUCAUCCAGUCAUGCGCGGCCUCACAGCGCGUCGCGUACGGCGCCACCGAUGCCACCGUGGCCGCCGGCGGCAGCAGCGUCGGCGGCGCCAGCGGCACGAUGGUCGGCUCUGGCCAGAGCUACGGCGCAACCACCCAGACUCAGGGCUCCCAGGCUGCCAGUCAGAGCAGCCGCGCCUCCUCCGCAUACAAGAAUGGCAACAGCUAUGGCAGCCAAAGCUCCGGGAACAGCUACAGCAUGCAGAGCCAGGACCAGGGGCGCAAGCUUCUGAAGUGAGGGGAGCAAGCAGAAAAACCCCUUGUGCUUGAGCUGUCAGCACGCACCGGGUUGGCUGAGAGGGGGCUGAACCAACUUACACUCGCGAGGGGCAUUGGGGGAGCCUUGCCCGCUUCUCCAAUGCCUCAUCUGCGAGAGUCAGCUUCCUUGCUGGACUGCAAGCAGACAGCACAGGCAAUGUCAUGCUCACUGAUUUGCAGCAGUUGCGAGAUGACCAGCUUGGGACCUCCUUUUUUCUCAGGAGCACCCAAGGGGCCAGAACACAAUGUAAAGGGACCUAUGCUUCUAGGGGCACCACCAACGGCGUGGGUGUAGCAGCCAUUCCCAGGAGGGGCCCUUGAUGUAGGGUAGAUGAUGUGUUACUUUCUGCCAAUGCGGCGUUCACUUCUGUGACGCGUGAAGCUGAUUGACGGAUGCGCAAAGUUGUUCGUUCUGGCAAGGUCCUGUUCAAUCAAGUAACCUUCCGGGCUGCUCCUAGCAGUGUCCUUUGAGAAUCUCUGGGAUCCCAGGCUGGCACUGCUGCUCAUGCCCGUAACAGGAACUUGUUGGCACAAAUUGUGGGCACGGUUGUAAACAGCAAAAUAACAUCGGUGUCAGUGGCAGUGGAUCGCUGCACGUUGCUAAUGAUUUGAUUCACAUUUAAUUCUGGCUGUUGAAACCUUUUCAUGCAAGAAGGCCUUAGCUUGAUGUUCUGAGAGAAAGAUGCAAGCAGCCGUAGGCUUUAAGUUGAUGUCAACAUUCCGUGUAAUCAGUACCGGACU
Messenger RNA from Coccomyxa subellipsoidea C-169, 1932 nucleotides. RefSeq lists its product as hypothetical. Lineage: Eukaryota; Viridiplantae; Chlorophyta; Trebouxiophyceae; Coccomyxaceae. The transcript is spliced from 6 exons. The record is from RefSeq and is a predicted model, not a curated record. The coding region runs from base 197 to 1171 and encodes 324 amino acids.